Vollenhovia emeryi is the source of this 3670-nucleotide messenger RNA. RefSeq names its product MAP7 domain-containing protein 1-like. The coding region runs from base 270 to 2267 and encodes 665 amino acids. The transcript has 12 exons. NCBI's taxonomy places the organism in Eukaryota, Metazoa, Arthropoda, Insecta, Hymenoptera, Formicidae. The record is from RefSeq and is a predicted model, not a curated record.
UUUCGUUCCCGCGAGUCAUACGUGCGUCGUAUACGAGGUGGACGCGGUCGCGGCGAAGAGAGGAGAGCCCGGACGAAGAAGAAGCGGUACCGACGGUUCGGGGAAGCAGAACCGUACGAACCUCCAUCGCGACCGCAUCGUCGUCGCGUAAUCCCUUACCCUUCGCACGCGCGCAGGAGAGAGAAAAGCAGGAAACGUGCCCGAUUGUUCGACCGACGCAUCAGCGGUAAACCCUUUGAGAGCGAACCGAAAGAGCCCUAGCAGCGACCAUGGUUUACGAGAGCGACUUCUACACGACCCGGCGACCCUACUCGCGGCCGCUCGUCUCUUCCUACACCGUCACGUACCAUCGACCUAUCACCAUCCUACCGCUCUCCAGCAUCAUCCAGUUGAGGACCGUUCCUUACGUGCCCUAUAUGCCAUACGUGGCGCACAAAAGGCUGGUCACCAUAAUUCACACGCCGGUCCAUCAUGCAUACUACACUGGCGCGAUGAUACCGAUAAGGGUGCGAGCGCGCGUGCGGCCCAGCGUCCUCGCAGCUGAGCUCAACAGGAUACGCUACCUGCCGAGGGUGUCCACCCGAUCCUACAUUGAAGAAUACCUAAAUUCCCGAGACAAUAUACUUUUCGACGAUGAGGCAAGGGAGAUUCGCGCGAGAGUGGAUUCUCUUCUUCGACGCGUCCACGUGUACGUGCCAAGGGCAGUGGCAAGGUAUCCGACGAAAAUAAAAUGCGACUUCCUCGAGGACAUCGUGCCGGAACGUAUGCGCAGCCACGACUACGUUCACCGGCUGCUCACCGGCCGCAACAACGCGAAGAAGCAGCUCGAUUAUCUGAGCUGGUACGACGUGCCCGACCGGGGCGCCUUCGGCACCCUGGCGUGCAUCAAGUACGUCGCCGGCAAGCCGCAGUUCGUCAGAAGACCAUACGUCAAGGUCGCGGACCUACGGCCCUCCGAUAUCCGCAACGACGUCAACUUCCUCAGCUACUACAGCAAGAACCGUCAGGCGGCCGCGACUGCCUCUCCCGGUCAACCAAUGACAGAACGAGAGAUGCGAAAGGUACGCGCAUUAGGCCACGACUCAACAGCCCAGGCACAAAAAACUUCUGCCCCGGAAUCGGAAGAAAAACCAGAGAAGAAAGCGAAAAAGAAGCCUGAGCCGGAGAUAGAGCCGGAACCAAUGUGGUUCGAAGCGGAGUCCGAGCCGAUACAAGAACCCGAACCGGUGCCCGAACCGGUAGCCGAACCGGUGAAAGAACCGGAGCCGGAGCCGGAGCCGGAACCUGUGAAACCUGUGAAACCGACGAAGGGAACGAGAUCGGCAAGAUCGGCAAAAUCCGCGAAAACGACCGAACGUAAAGCGGAACCGGCGCCGGAACCGGAACCGGAGCCCGUGAAAGAGCCAGAAAUCGUGAAGGAACCGGAGCCCGAGCCUGUGCAGGUACCGGAGCCUAUCUCAGAGCCGGAACCGAUAGCGGAACCAGAGGCGCCGGCGGAACCGGUCGCGGAGGACGCGCCGAUUGAAAGCGCGGAGGCCGUAAGUGACGAAGCUAAGGAACAGCAAGUGAAGCAAGACAAGGAAGACGCCGUGAGGAGAGCCGAAGCGUACCUCGCUAAAGCGGCUCGGGAAGCGCAAUCGGAAGAGGAGAGGCGGAAGGCCGCGGAGGAGGAACGGCUGCAGCUAGAGAUGGAGGAGAAGAAAGCGUGGGAGGCGUUGCAGCUUGCGCAGGAACGGAAAGAGGAGCUUGGCCAGAUACUGGAGAUCGAGCAGCAGGAAGCUGAGAGGAAGGCGGAAGACGCAAAGUUACAAGCUGAACACGAGGAAGAAGAGAGAAUAGAAGAGGGGGAAAGAUUAUUCAACCAGGCGAACCUCGAAGCGCUCAUACAGGAGCAAGAGCGAUUGAUAGUCGAGGAGCAUCUCGAAGAAAUUCACAAUCAAAAGCAGGAGCAAGAAGAGACGGACGUUGCGCUCGCAACUAGUGACAAUAAAGACGUCAGCUGCACCGAGGAACCGGUGGAUCUUGGUGAAAUUACCGAUCAAGAAAAGGAAGAGAAACACGACGUUACCACAGAUGAUGAAACACGAAUCGAAGAAGAGAAUGCCCACGAAGAGGAGGUCGUCGAGAUAGCCGAAAGUCCGUUCGUCGAGGAACCAGAAGGAGCUGAGAGCAAGCCACAAACGGGACCGAUGGCGGCUGAAGAUGGACCGCAGAUCGAGGAGGUUACUUCCGGCGAUGAAUUCUCCUGGGGCGACCAGGACUCGUAAAUCGGACCGUUUCGCGGCAUCGAUGGACCACGUUCCUUUAUCGUCAUCGUUAACUAGGAUUCAACGCGUCUUCGUCCUGACACCCUGUCCGCGAAUAUCAUCCAAUCCAUCGUCAACCAACCAUCGCGGAUAAUCGCCGAUCCGGCGACGCGACGGAGAGAUCUUAAUUAAUUUCCCCUUUAAUCCAAUCUCCCUAUUUAUUUAUUCGUAAAAUGCACAUUUCGCGUUCAGCUUCACGUUUCAUCAGCGCACAUUUCGCAAUCAAUUUCGCGCGUCACGUCGUGUUGAUCAUAUUAGACGAAUUCGCGUGGAUCGAUAUAUACCUAAGUUUAAAACCGUGAAAUCUCUGGUGGCUAUAUUUUUAUUAGCUCAUCUCAGAAGGGACCGAUCGGAGACUCGCCUGUGGUCUCGUGCGAUCUGCGCGUAUUUAUUUCAUUACCGACCGUACCCUUUCACAUUAUAUCCUGCGUCGGAGAGCGGCAACCCGUAGAUCGAGUCUGACACGAGUAUCGAUUUUCGUUGGUCUGCCGGUGGUGGUGAUUCGUUUAUAGUCUCGGAUAGUAAUCGGGUAGAAAUAUCGCGACGUAUUUUAGCCGUCCAUUCGGCAGUCGUGCAGUCGAGCUGGCUUCGCCGUCGUCUAUUUUUACAGUAACAGCUUCGAGUUUCAGCCAUGAAAUUGGUUUGACUGCGAUUGUCCGAGCGAUCGAUCGGGAGGACGGAUUCCGGAAAUAAUCGCGAGCACGAUUUCAGAAUUAGCGGCCAUCUUACGACUCCCGUCGCUCGGAAAGUGGCAGCCACCUGACACUUAUGUUGAAGUAUUGCUUAUUAUUAAAAAGAUACUGCAUACAUAUGUUAUAAGAGCGUGGUGAUAAUAAGAAUGAUUCAAUGUGGAAUCUCACUCCGCGAUUUAAAAGGCUCGUCCUUUGCGCGGGCAACGUUGCGACCCAGAAAAAUCGCGGAGCUGGGGAUGAAACGGCCGCGAGUACAAUUUUUUUUCAAUUAACUAAGCCCGAGAUACAAAUUUUUUAUGUUUUAUAAAAUCUUCACGAGAUUAUCUGGCAUUGCAGAACAAAACGUAUACGAAUAUACCUGCGGUCCGCGAAACACGCUCAUUACGCUUUCAUUUCGGAAGACCCCCUGUUGUUUUCGCCGUGAAUCGAGAUUAAAAUUAGACAUGGGAGAAGCUGCACAAUACGUAAGAUAGUCGAUGUUGUGUGUAAUCGACGUUGUGAACAAAACAGGAAGGUACUCAACGAGGUACUUGAUGAAAAACGAAUUUAUUCAUAUUCUAUUUAUAUAUUUCUGUAUUUAAUGCGCACUUGAAAUCCGUAGUACGCAAUGUGUACCCACGCAACGCCUAUUUUGUUUAUGAUUAAAGACAAUAAAUAUUAUAAAUGAUAAAA